AUGCACAUUUUAAUGGAAAAAGUCACAUGUAAAGACGCUCUGCAUAACCGAAUCAAGCCACAGUAUGACCAGAAGGGCUGCUUAACAUGCAGGGAGGCUAGAUCCAACCCAACAGCCACUAUCAAAGAGCUAGAUCUUGCUUCCUACUUCAAGGACAAGACUGAUAAGAUCCAAAAUGAAACGGUAUGCUCUACCUCAGUCAGCAACCUGCUUAUUUCCCUACCUGAACCCUCUGUCACCUUCUCUUCAUUUGAUCCCACAAAUAGUGAAGAAGUAUCAACACUCUACUCACCCUGUUACUCUACUACCUCUCCUCUAGAUCCUAUACCCUCAAUAAUCAGUAAAGCUCUGUCUUCCAUGCUCAUACCAAGCUUCACUGAAAUCUGUACUGUGUGCUAUAGACCCAAGUAUUCAGGGGCCCUGCUGGCCAUGAACGUCAUAGCCAGAGCAGAAGAGAAAAACUGCAAACGAGUGAGACACUACAUUCGGGUACCCCAACAACAGCUCAUGAUUAAAAAGCAGACACAUAAUAUACAAUAUAAAAUUAAAACCACACAUAUAGGACUUUAUAAAGAAAUGCACAAGAAUAAUAUCUCAUACAUCUUUAUCCUGGGAUUUCCGAAUCUCCACAGCCUGAAUUGUCUACUUUUUUUGUUCCUGCUCAUAGUUUACUGUGUCACCAUAUGUGGUAAUGUUAUUAUAAUUUUUUUAGUUUCGAAGAGCAACAAUCUCCACUCCCCAAUGUAUUUCUUCAUCAGAAUAAUAUCUCUACUGGACAUCAUGAUGACAACAGACAUUCUCCCCAACUUACUUCACAUUGUCCUGCACAAUGGUGGCACUGUGUCUCUUGUUGCCUGUAUAUUACAGUUUUUUGUGUUUGGCAAAUCAGAAGUAUUUGAGUGUUUAAUUUUGACGGUGAUGUCUUAUGACCGGUAUGUGGCUAUCUGCAACCCACUAAGAUAUAGCUCUAUAAUCAACAGAAGAUUCUGUGAGAUUUCUGUCAUAGCAUCAUGGUCUUUGAGCUUCUUGUUGGUGUUAAUGAAUGCAGUAGCUACAUACAAAUUAGACUUCUGUGGACCUAAUGUUAUUGAUCAUUUCUUCUGUGAUUUUACUCCUAUUAUAGAGCUUUCAUGUUCUGAUACUGCAGUGCUUGAAAACCAGACCACUUUAAUUGUUAUUAUUGCACUUGUAUUUCCAUUCAUAAUAAUCUUUGUUUCUUAUGUGUAUAUCAUCACCACCAUCCUAAGCAUCCGCUCCAUCAGUGGGAGACAGAAAGCCUUCUCCACCUGCAGCUCCCACCUGACUGUUGUGUGUAUUUUUUUUGGAUCUCUUAUUACUGUGUAUAUUGUUCCAACAAGAGGACAAUUAAGAGCUGUCAGCAAGAUAUUAUCCCUGCUUUACACUGUGGUGACACCACUGCUUAAUCCAUUCAUAUACAGCCUGAGGAAUAAAGACUUAAAGAAAGCUUUUGAAAAAUGUAAAUGGAAUUUGAGUGAUUUUAUGAACAGUUUCAGACACAAAAGGGAAAAACGUUUGAGAAUAAACUAA
Molecule: messenger RNA, 1548 nt
Organism: Pseudophryne corroboree (corroboree frog)
Lineage: Eukaryota; Metazoa; Chordata; Amphibia; Anura; Myobatrachidae
Product: olfactory receptor 6C3-like
Exons: 5
Coding region: 1-1548 (515 amino acids)
Biological process (GO): G protein-coupled receptor signaling pathway
Cellular component (GO): membrane
Molecular function (GO): olfactory receptor activity; G protein-coupled receptor activity
Source: RefSeq, a predicted model, not a curated record